CACACCUUAUGGCAAAAAUCUUUCUUUAAACACACACACACACACAUACACACACAGCGUAACAUUACCCUGAAUCAUCCUGACCCCAUUCAGCCUCCCUGCAUAUCCAUGGGUUCUAGGGCAGGCAAUUUAAUAAAAGCAUCCCCUGCAUUGGCCCAUCAGACACAUCUGUGGACUGGGUCCUACCCGAGCCUGCCAGUGUGUGAUUCCUGAAAUGAUUCCAGGAGCCACAGGGAAGGAAGCUCCUAAUGGCUCCUGCCAAGGUCAUUUCUUUGCUGGGAUUUUCUUUGCCAGGGAGGUGUAUGACCCUGGAAUCAGUGAAUUCCAUUCCUGCCUCCAUGGCUUCCAGUCUGUUUCCUCCUCUGCAGAAUGAAAAUAGCCUCACCAAAUCGGUGCACUUCCGAACCCCUUCCCGAGAGCAACCGGGACCCCCAGGCAGGUUUGCCAAGGAGUCUCCUACCGACAGCAGCCACAGGGUUGGACCAUGGGCUCUCUCACUGGCAGCCAGGUAAGUCUCCUCCCCAGGUCGUCCUCCCGUGCAGCGCCCCGCCUGCUGCAGGUCAGGGCGGGCCUGGUGGCUCGGGAUGCCAGGCCAUCUGAGGUUCAGAAGUGGCAGGGCUGAACCAUGGGGAAGAAGCGCGACGCCAUCCUGGACGCGCUGGAGAACCUGACCACGGAUGAGCUCAAGAAGUUCAAAUUGAAGCUGGGGGCGGCGCGGCUGCCCGAGGGCUUUAAGAACAUCCCGCGGGGGGCGCUCGGGCAGCUCGACGCCGUGGACCUCACCGACAAGCUGGUCUCCUUCUACUGCGAGGACUACGCCGCCGAACUCACCGCGGCCGUGCUGCUCGACAUGGGCAUGCGGGAGGAGGCGGCUCGGCUUCAGGGGGCCGCAUAAAAACGGACCCGGUAGGGAGUUCUGGGGUCAUCAGCAGAGGAGACUGGGAGUCCAGGAGAGGAGGAGGGCGGUGCAUACGAAGCCCGCCCCGCGCCCCAGUCACUCAAGACAACGGCCACGCCUUCCCGGCGAAGACCGGGACCCCUCUGCGCCUCCAGACAGCGCCUCCUCGCGCCUCCGCACCUGUCCUUUAUUCUUCCCCAGCCCAAUAAAUACUUAAUG
Molecule: messenger RNA, 1117 nt
Organism: Tupaia belangeri chinensis (Chinese tree shrew)
Lineage: Eukaryota; Metazoa; Chordata; Mammalia; Scandentia; Tupaiidae
Gene: PYDC1
Product: pyrin domain containing 1
Exons: 3
Coding region: 626-895 (89 amino acids)
Source: RefSeq, a predicted model, not a curated record